UUUUUUUUUUUUUUUACUUUAAAUCUCAGUCAGCAUAACGUGACUGAGUCAACUGUUUCGGACUGAAUUGUCUCCACAUAGUCACUUAUUGACUGCAACCUGUUUUGCGAGACAAAGGAUGACACAGGUCAAGGCGUUGAAGCGUGCUUGAACAGCAAGGACUCAGCAUUCUACCUCAGUGAACAAGCUGCUAAUACCUCAAGAGGUUACAUUGCACUUCUAAUAAUCCAAAGUUCUGAAAAGCCGUGGAAUUUGAGAGCCGAUUACUCACUUUAACCCAGUGCAGCAGAAGGACAACUUUCACUUCUUCUUGAAAUUUUAAGGACCUCUUUCUGGAACACUGCCAGGAUUUUACACUAUGAUGUCUUAGUUGUUUUAAUGAAGGUGCUACACUUUUUGAGCCAGCCAUUUUUUAUGUAUCUUGGACAUAUUUUCUGUCAUAAGAGAGGUGCUCAAGAAAAUAAUCUUUUUGCACUUCCAAGUAUUCUAAAGGAACCAACAACAGGAUCGAGAGUCAUUAACAUAUAGUCAUCUUGUGGAGUUGUGGUUUUAAAAAACGAUGGCGUUUGGUGAAGUCCUAGAUUAUGUGGGGGGCACAGGACGCUUCCAGAUCGUGCAUGUGAGUCUUCUCUGCAUACCUGUCCUGUUGAUGGCCAGUCAUAACCUGCUGCAGAACUUUGUGGCUGCGGUGCCCCCUCACUACUGCAGCGCACACACCAACAUCUCUCAGUCCCAACUGAGCCCAGAGGAAACGCUGCUGCUUACCGUGCCGCUAGACAAGACAGGGAAGCCCGAGAGGUGCAGUCGUUACGCUGCUCCACAGUGGCACCGUCUGACUAAGAAUGGGACCUCUGUUUUUGAGGAAGGAGACACUAAGGAUGAUUUGGAUGCUGACCUGCAGGGAUGCUUGGAUGGAUGGUCCUAUAACAUGACCGAGAUGACCACCACGAUCAUAUCUGAUUGGCAUUUGGUGUGUGAUAUGCGCUCUUUGAAGCAAAUGGGACAAACAAUCUACAUGGGAGGUGUGCUUGUGGGAGCUCUUGUCUUCGGAGGUCUUUCUGACAGGUAUGGCCGACGCAUCCUGCUGCUCAUCUCUAACCUGCUGAUGGCAGUAGCAGGAACAUGUGCUGCUUUCUCCACCAGCUUCCCACUCUACUGCCUGUUCCGCUUUGGUUGUGGCAUGGCUCUGUCAGGCGUGGGGCUCAACACCUUCUCACUCAUCGUGGAGUGGAUCCCCACUCAUGUUCGAACUGGAGUGGGGACAAUCACAGGUUACUGUUACACAAUCGGGCAGCUGAUCCUGGCUUUCAUAGCCUACUUCAUCCGGGACUGGAGGUGGUUAAUCCUGGCUGUGUCUUUGCCCUUCUACGUCUUCUUCCUCAUCUCAUGGUGGUUUCAUGAAUCUUCAAGAUGGUUAGUUCUGACUAAUCAGCCUGAAAAAGCCAUCAAGAACCUUAAAAGUGUGGCCAAAUUUAAUGGACGACAUGAAGAGGCAGAGAAAAUCGACAUUAAAAUGCUGCAAGAGUCCAUGAAGAAAGAGAUGUCCUGUUCGCAUGGAUCCUACACAGCUCUGGAUCUGUUCCGCACACCCACAAUGCGGUCUAUGACAGUCUGCCUUAGUGCUGUCUGGUUAUCAACCAGCUUUGCCUACUAUGGUCUUGCUAUGGAUUUGCAAAAGUUUGGGGUGGACAUCUACCUAAUCCAAGUGAUCUUUGGAGCUGUUGACAUCCCUGCUAAAAUCAUCAUAACCUUGACAAUGAGUUUCAUUGGACGGCGUCCAUCCCAAGCUGGUGCUCAAAUCAUUGCUGGAAUCGCUAUUUUGAUCAACCUGCUGAUACCUAAUGAUAUGCAGACUGCACGCACCUGUCUGGCUGUGGUGGGUAAAGGUUGCCUUGCUGCCUCCUUCAACUGCUGCUACCUUUACUCUGGAGAACUGUUCCCGACUGUGAUUCGUCAGAAUGGCAUGGGCUGGGUAUCCAUGAUGGCUCGUGUGGGAGCCAUGGUGGCCCCCAUGGUGCUUCUAACGGCCGACUACGUACCUUGGCUACCGGGUUUGAUCUAUGGUGGAGCUCCGAUCCUCACCGGAGUGGCUGCGAUAUUUCUUCCAGAAACUAUUGGCUGCCCUCUUCCUGAUACAAUACAGGAUAUGGAGGACAGGGGAUCUGGGAAAAAUUCCAAAACGGCACCAAAGGAGUCAAUAAUCCUGCAAGACACGCAGUCGAAUCUCCUAAAGCAGACAGCCUGAGGCAUCUGUAUUGUACUCCUGAUGUUUUGCUGACAUGUUAAUGAACGUAGAGUGGGUACUGCUUUUUCUCCCGCCUGUUUAUUUGUUUAAUUUCUAUGUAGAGUUUAUUGUGUUGUGUGACUGCUGACAAAUGGAGUAGCAAUGUUAUUUUUGGACAGGUCAAUAGAGUGAAAUGAAUAGCUGCAAACAAUCACAUCUAUUUUUUAUUUAUCUUUAAAGACUUCAGUCUGAAUUUGGACCAGUUAUGUUUUAUAUGUUUAAUAUCUAAUUGAAAAAAAAAAUCUUCUUAAAUUUCAACUCUAUGAUAGGCUUUUGCAGAUAUUUUUUACAACUUUACAUACAAUGGUAUAAUCAUGAAUAUAUUUGUGAACAAAAACGUAUUUUCAUUAAAAUCAACACCUAUGAAUUUA
Messenger RNA from Centropristis striata (black sea bass), 2655 nucleotides. It is a transcript of the gene slc22a6l, whose product is annotated as solute carrier family 22 member 6, like. Bases 560 to 2245 code for a protein of 561 amino acids. Gene Ontology annotation, molecular function: transmembrane transporter activity. Gene Ontology annotation, cellular component: membrane. NCBI's taxonomy places the organism in Eukaryota, Metazoa, Chordata, Actinopteri, Perciformes, Serranidae. The transcript has 12 exons. Gene Ontology annotation, biological process: transmembrane transport. The record is from RefSeq and is a predicted model, not a curated record.